AUGAGUAUUUCCAGUCACACGGGAUUAAUUGCCAGUCAACCGAAAGUGGGCCACCGGAUCACACAAGUGGGUGCAAUUUUGCCGGAAGAUGACUUCUCCUCCGUUUUUUUGCCCGUGACGAUGCGAUGUAACUUGUCCUUUGCCCAGCAGCAACCAUCGAGAGCAAUUACGGAUAUUUGUGCAGUGACACAGAGAGCACCCCUCCUUCUGCGCCCCUUCGCCGCAAUCUACAACCCCUACUCGAAGAGCUGCUCGGUGCUGUGCAACCACCCGGCCACUCCAGAAGUUAAAAAUGUUGUUAAACUCGCCAAACAGUCUUGGGCUUCCGUGGCGUCGGCCGGACGUCGCAGAAGCACCAGCGUGAAGAUGUCCGAGUACGAUUUGCCUGACAAUGUGCCCGAGGAGCUAUUCAGGCGUUUCACGGACACUGACUCACGCCCAAUGACGCCCACGCCGACUGUGAUCAGCAACAAGACCCGCGUGAGUGUGAGCAGCUUGAAGAACUCCCGGCGUUGCGUGACUCCGGAGCCCAAGACGAUCUGCUCCAGCGAGAAGAAGAGACUGAUUCUGGAUCUCAGGCGGAGUCACAGUCAGGAGACAAUCUACUGGAACGCUCCGUCAGACAUGUCGCCGGCUCCUGGCGCCUCUUCCAUCACCGACUGGACGCCGCAGCCCGAGAAGUUGCAGAAGGAGGCGGAGACGAAGGCAGGAAAGCCUCCAGUGCCCUCCAUGGUCGUGACAUCAACCGGAAGCCCAGAGCCGAAGGAGUGUCGAGUCGAGAGUCCACCGCAGAAUUGCGCUUUCUCCAGAGACGAAAUGGAGGAUGAGCCGCGGCGUAGAGGAAAGAGACGCAAGAAGAACAGAAAUCAAACUGACACUGCCACUUUCCGUCCCAAUCAGGAUCCCGUGACGCAGGUCGCCACUCUCGUCCCGGAUUCUCCUAGCCAGAGCCAGCGUGCCUCACUCGCCACAAACGAGUCCGUUCUGAUGCCUGCCAAAAAGUCCUCCCAAGAUACUCCGCUAGCUGGGCGAAGGGAGAGUGCAAGGGAGUCCUCCUUCCUGGACGACGACCUGCUGAGCCUCCUGCGGCGUGGGAUCUGCGUAGACGUCAUCGAGAACAGCUUUGGGUCGCUCAUGAACGCCGCUCUGCGCGAAGCCAUCCGCAGUCUGCCCUUUGAUGUGGAUCCGCGUGAACCAGAAGUCGUUCGAAACGUACGUGAGACGCUAAAUUUGCCGGCAGUGAAUCACGAAAAGUGGCUCACGUUGCCGCGAAAGUACACACGACUCGUCUCACGUUUCGAAUUGCCGAUUGAUUCGACGGAUUUGAGCCAACUGACUCCCGUCGAGUACCUGAGCAAGUACGUCAGCGUGUCCAAUUAUCGGAAGCAGCUCUACCAUCGCAUCUUCAUCAGGUACAUUCCAGAGAUAAAAAUUGACGAGCUGGGCGAGCGCGAGGCGGACUGGGAGGCGGGACAGGAUGAUUGGGCAGCAUGCGAGGACAUGGCGAGUGAGUAUCUCAGUCAGCGCCUCAUCCCAGCCGCGCACAUGCAGGAGGCCCUGAAAACCGCCCUGCACCCCCACGGCAGCCCCACAACACUGGCCACCGUUGCCGACAAACUGGCUCUCACACCCCACGAUGGAAUCAAUUUUCGCGCCUGGUGCGGAAUUGUGGCUUUCGCUGAGCGAUUCAUCACCACAAUCCACCGUGAGCGCGAUGCGCGGCAUGAGAUUGAAGUGACGGAUUUCGAGUCGCUGGAUCGCAGACUGAACGGAAUCGACGUUCAUCCGCGACUCAAGGAAAUUCUCUACAUCAUCAGGAGUUGAGAUUUUGAUGGCAUUUGCAUGGGAAAGCAACACAAUGCGAGAUAGUGAGAAUGCGGUGAAACUUCUUGCUAUGUUUACAAGCGCAUUUUCACCAAGCAAACACGGUCGAAUCCGGAAGGUGUGCUUAAAUCAACUACAUGAAAUAAUACUAAAUUUUGCGGAUAAUUACCUGUAGUGAGUAUACAUAGAAGAUCAUUGUAAAUUACCAUAGCAAACAGGAAGUUUGCAGAAAUGAAAAAGCAUCAUAUUUAAACACUCAGUUAUUAUGUGUGUGCAAACCAUGUUAUUCUUUACAAUAGAACAAUUACAAUGAAGUAGAAUGAAAAUGCUACAUUUUUCGCUGAAUUUAGCCAAAAACUAAUGAAUCUCCACUUGUGAAUACAGAUUAAAAUCGUGCAAUACUUUAUUUACAGUCUUUAAUUAAGCAAAUAUUAAAUACCACCAAAAUUAUUGCUUUACUCUCUUUUGCGACUUGUGCCCAAUCGUAAUUCUUGGGCUUGUAAUCUGAAGAAAGCCACGGCGAGUGGAAAAUUGAAUUUUUCCCACCCCGCGAAGCGGAAGUUGUGGGUG
This is a messenger RNA of Phlebotomus argentipes, 2394 nucleotides long. RefSeq lists its product as uncharacterized. The record is from RefSeq and is a predicted model, not a curated record. Lineage: Eukaryota; Metazoa; Arthropoda; Insecta; Diptera; Psychodidae. The coding region runs from base 1 to 1824 and encodes 607 amino acids. The transcript has 6 exons.